Molecule: messenger RNA, 1442 nt
Organism: Cuscuta epithymum
Lineage: Eukaryota; Viridiplantae; Streptophyta; Magnoliopsida; Solanales; Convolvulaceae
Source: the annotation of a GenBank genome assembly
UAUUAUCACACUAAACCAACCGAGCCCAAUUACAUUUUCCCAACUCUUAUAAACACCCACCUAACCUAGCCCAACCAUUUAAUCCAUUCGAAAAUUCCACCUCUCCUCAAUCUCCCCGUCGCACUCUUGUCACGUAGCUGCCUCAAAAUUCGCCGAUCUAUUUCCAGAUCUAUGUUUUCAUAGCCUUUUCUCAGUUUAGUUUUGUGUUAGUUCUUGUAAUUCUGGUGUGGAAGCUAUUUACCGAAAUUGAGCUCCACCGAUCAAGACAAACGGUGGUGGAUUGCACUAUGAGGGUAGUUUGAGGGGGUGAUUUGGCACUUUUCCCAAAAAAAAAAACUAAAGGGAGAGAUAGGCUGAAACAAAAGAUUACUUCUCACCUAUCUAUUGCAAGCUCUCGUAAUCUCUUCUUCUGCGCACAGCCAUGGCCAAUCUCCUUUCCCUGACCAUGCCAAUCUCCUCCACUUCGAGUUCUGUAAAACAACUCUGCUCUUCAUUCAAGGGAAGUGUGCGGACUUUGAAAGAAAAUCCAUGUCAGUUUCCAGGUGUAAGACUUAUGAAACAAAAGCCUAAUUCAAGAACAUCAUUCACUGUAUUCAACCAGGCUCCCAUGUCAGCAGAUACCAAUGGAGCUCGGUUCCGGCUCAAUAACUUGGGCCCGCAACCUGGGUCUACAAAGAACCGGAAGAGAAAGGGUAGAGGUCAUUCAGCAGGGCAAGGAGGCAGCUGCGGAUUUGGGAUGAGAGGUCAAAAAUCGAGGUCUGGGCCUGGAGUGCGAAAGGGAUUUGAAGGCGGUCAAAUGCCACUCUAUAGGAGACUUCCCAAGCUCAAAGGCAUUGCAGGAGGCAUGCGUGCCGGACUACCAAAAUAUGUUCCCGUGAACUUGAAAGACAUAGAAGCUGCUGGAUUUCAUGAAGGAGAAGAGGUGUCACUGGAAUCAUUGAAAGAGAAGGGCAUUAUAAACCCAUCAGGAAGAGAAAGGAGAUUACCCCUAAAGAUAUUGGGCGAUGGUGAGCUGGGUGUGAAGCUAAUGUUUAAAGCUAGAGCAUUUUCAGAAUCUGCAAAGCAGAAGCUGGAGGCCGCCGGUUGUUCAUUGACGGUUUUACCAGGGCGAAAGAAGUGGGUAAAGCCAUCGGUUGCUAAGAACCUUGCAAGAGCAGAAGAAUAUUUUGCGAAGAAAAGAGCAGGUGCUCAGUCUGUGGAGGACUCCUCUGCUGCCUGAUGUAACAUGCCUGACCCAAUGUAGUUCCUUCUCUUCAUUUUGUAAAUCAAUACUUGAAAAAAAGGAUGUUGAUGCUAUAAUAUCACGAUUUACUAUCUUGUAAUUAAUCAAAUACCUUCUUUGAUUUAUGUUUCCACUAUGAAUGCAUAAUGUUUUUAUUCUAUAUAUGCUAUAGUGUUGGGGAUCAACACUAUCCUAUGGCGUCAUUCUAAAUUUUACUUAA